AUAAUUUAAUUUACUUAAAGAUGACAGAUGAUCGUCGUUGGAUGUAUAUACGACGAGGUUCUCGUGGAGAUUGUGAUGCCGAAUUCUUUAAUGGAUUACAACAAUUUUUUGAUUUCGGCUAUAGUUGUCUUGGUGUUCACUUGAAUGCCGAAAUUCGCUAUCCCUAUAGUAAAUGUGAAAAUUUACCUCACCACAACAAGGCAACUGUAACAGACCAUCUGUUGAGAUAUGGUUUCAUGGAUGCAUAUUCUAUGUGGUGGGCACAUGGUGAAACUUUAAGUCACAAUGUUGAUCCAUGGUUAGCUGCAAGUGAUGUGACAUCCUCAAGUAAUAUUAAGGAACAUGUUAAUAUUGAGGAACAUGUUAAUGCUAAUGAUGAUAUCCAUCACAUGGUUUAUGAUGCAUUCUGUCCAUCUAAGAACGAUCGCCCUAGAAAUGAAAUAGAGUUCGCAUCUGAAAAUGUUGGGGAUGCGCCAAAUAGACAUGCACAAUCUUUUUAUGACUUGUUGCGUGCUUCAACCAUCCCACUUGGACCAUCAUCUAAUAAUCAAACGUUGCUUGGAUGGUUAUCAUAUAUGCUGCACUGCAAAGCCAAAAACAACAUAACUAGUGUUGGUUACAAUGACAUCAUUAAGGGCUGUUUAGGCUAUGUCAAAAUUGAUGCAUGUGUCAACAACUGCUUUUUGUAUUAUGGUGAUGAGGCCAAGUCACUUACUGUUUGUCUAGUUUGUGGUGAACCUAGGCUGUACAUGUCUCAUAAAAUAGCUGAGCAUAUGACAUGGCACCUUAAAUGUCGUGUUGAUUUGGAGAUCCUCAUUCAUCCUGCUCAGUUUACUGCUUGGAAGCACUUUGAUGCCGUUCAUCCUUCAUUUGCAUCCGAUCUGCGAAAUGUCCGUCUUGGUCUUACAACAGAUGGGUUUAACCCGUGGGGUCAUUCUUCGAGGUCAUAUUCCUGUUGGACUGUUUUCAUUGUUGUUUAUAAUCUUUCUCCUGAGAUGUGCAUGCGACCUGAGUUUAUAUUCCUUACACUUGUUAUUUAUGGACCAAAAAGUCCAGGAAAAAACAUUGAUGUUUUCCUCCAUCCCCUUAUUGAUGACCUGAAAUGGUUAUGGUCAUCAGGGGAAGAAACAUUUGACAGCUUCCGUAAACAGAACUUCACAAUGCAAUCCAUACUUAUAUGGACAAUAAUGAAUUUCCUAGCUAUGGUAUGGUUUCUGGAUGGAGCACGCAUGGUCAUCCAUCUUGUACAGAUUGCAUGGAAAUGACUCGUGCUUUUUACUUGCAAUAUGGUCGCAAUAUCUGCUUCUUUGACUGUCAUCAGUAAUUUCUUCCUGCAUCACACUCGUACAGAAUGGAUGCAACUCAAUUCCUUAAGGGCCACCUAGAAUUUGGCCCCCCUCCUCCACGAUUAGAUGGUCAUUCCAUUCGACUUCGAAUUGCUGCACUAUCUGUUGUUUUAUUUGGAAAUCCAUCAGUAAACCAAACUAUUCUCG
Molecule: messenger RNA, 1493 nt
Organism: Rubroshorea leprosula
Lineage: Eukaryota; Viridiplantae; Streptophyta; Magnoliopsida; Malvales; Dipterocarpaceae
Source: the annotation of a GenBank genome assembly